AUGUGCCUCAAGAUAUCAUCGGGUCUAACGGCGAGCGAGUACGACCGCGUACUAUUGUGGUGCGGCUGGCACGCCGCUCACUGCGCGACGAGCUGCUGCGAACGGCGCGCGUGCGGCGCGGUGUUGAUACGUCGGGCAUCAUCGAUGGGGAGCUGCGACGUUAUUAUUUCAAUGAGCGACUCACUCCUCUCAAUCGCUACCUAUUUUUUAAGGCGCGAGAGGAAGGAAAUAGAAAGGGAUGGCGAUUCGUCUGGACGAGAGGGGAGAUUUUUAUCAACAAUGCCUAGGGUACGUAAAUUAAGAAUUGGUUUUCUGAAUCCAGGCUCUCUGGGGGCACAUCAUGACGAGUUCAUGUUGGCUAUCGAUCGCCAUGACGUCGAUAUCAUGGCUUUAAAUGAAACGUGGCUUAGAGAAGGUGAGGAGGGACGAGCACCACAUAUCCCAGGAUAUCGACUACGCCACAAGCCGCGCCCUGCUGCAGUGCGUGGCCGUGGUGGUGGUGUGGGCUAUUACAUUAGAAGAGGAAUUUCGGCGCGUACUCUUAUCCAUCCGAUAACUUCCCCGGACAUAGAACAAAUGUGGCUGAGGGUGAGCGUUGGUGGGAAGAAGCUAAUUAUCGGCACUGCUUAUCGACCUCCGUGGCUAAAUCCACGUACUUUUUUUGAUGGGCUUACGGAGACGUUCACUACACUUUGUGAUUAUGAUCAUAUAGUGUUGAUGGGUGACUUUAAUAUUAACUUUCUCGACACCAACAAUUAUUGUACACGUCUAUUAAUUGAUUUUUUAACGUUCUCCAAUCUCAACCAAAUUGUUAAAGACCCCACCCACUUUACUUCACACAGUGAGACUCUGAUAGAUUUAGUUUGUGUGGAUGGUAAUACUAGUCAAGUUCGGGUAGACUAUAUACAUGAGCUUAGCAGCCAUGCCUUCUUAUCCUUCGAUUUUAAUAUUCGAAAGGAGAAGCCUAAACCAUUGCUCAAAUUCUAUAGAAAAAUUAACAACAUUACUGAGAAUGACCUCAAAGACUACUUAACUAAUUUUAAUCUACAAUUUGAAAACAUAUACGAUGUAAACAGUCUUGUUAGCGAAUUUAACAGUAUUCGCGAUGACAUUCACAUAUCGUUCUAUAAGGAUUUAAAAUCUGAAGUUGAAUUGGCAAUCCACAGAGAGAAGAGUGCCUACUUUACUCACUUCAUAAAUAAUAAUACAAAGAGGCCGAAGUACAUGUGGAAGCAUCUAAAAAACAUUUUUAACUAUAAGAAAAAACGGGAUUGUUUUCUACCUGAUCACCUAUCGGAUCCGAAUUUACUUAAUCAUUUUUUCCUUGAUUUACCCGGUAAUAAUGAUGUGACACUAUCGGAUCUUAAUUUCUAUACCAGUAACAGAUAUUGUUCUAGUAGCUUUGCCUUAAAUCAGGUAGACGACAUAACUGUAUUAAAAACAUUACGGAGCAUUAAAUCAAAGGCUAUAGGAUCCGAUGGUAUCUCAAUGGAUAUGAUUUAUAGUGGUUUACCGUUUAUUUCUGAAACGAUUGUAAAUAUAGUUAAUACUUCCAUUCGGACAUCCACUUUUCCUUAUUUAUGGAAAAAUGCAAUCGUGAAACCUAUACCAAAAAUUGAUAACCCCAUAAAUAUUAGCGAUUUUCGACCAAUUAGUAUUUUGCCCUCAUUAUCAAAAGUCCUAGAAAAAAUAGUGUGUUUUCAACUUACAGACUAUUUAGAAGCUAAUGAAAUACUUCCUUGUGUUCAGUCUGGGUUUAGGAAGGGUAGAAGUACAUCUACCGCUCUAGCUAAUGUAGUUGACGAUGUUCUAAGAGCGCAAGACGCUGGGGAAGGUACCAUACUAGUGCUCCUCGAUUUUUCACGUGCCUUCGAUACUAUUAAUUUAGCGUUAUUACUGUCUAAAUUACACUACUACGGUUUUAGUGCAGAUACUAUUAGGUGGUUCGAUAGCUAUCUCAACAAUAGAUCUCAGGUUGUAGAAGUUACUCGGGAGGAUGGAUCUAAAUGCGUAUCUGGAAGCAGUACAAUUACAAGAGGGGUACCGCAGGGAUCUAUCCUCGGAUCUGUUCUCUUUUCGCUAUAUUGUGCUGACAUAGUUAAUUCGAUACAUUUCUGCAAUUAUCAUAUUUACGCCGACGAUAUUCAGUUAUAUUUAUCUUUUAAACCCACAGAUUUAAAUAUAGCGCUAAACAAGCUUAACGAAGACUUAAAGAGAAUUACUACAUGGUCCAACUCAAACUGUCUGAUCUUAAACCCAAAGAAUACUAAAUACAUGAUCUUGGGCCGCCAACUCAGAUACACAAGAUAA
Vanessa atalanta (red admiral) is the source of this 2310-nucleotide messenger RNA. RefSeq lists its product as uncharacterized. The coding region runs from base 1 to 2310 and encodes 769 amino acids. The transcript is spliced from 2 exons. Lineage: Eukaryota; Metazoa; Arthropoda; Insecta; Lepidoptera; Nymphalidae. Gene Ontology annotation, molecular function: catalytic activity. The record is from RefSeq and is a predicted model, not a curated record.